UAAUUUCCAGUAAACUGUUGUCACUUGAAAAUAAACAGUCUGGACAAUGUAUGGUCCAUUUGGAAUACUGAGAAAAUAAACAACCUAGGAUAUGCUUCCUACUUGUCUAUGUAGCCCUUUUUGGAAUGUGUGCUCCAGAUACUUUACUUUUUUUCUUUGAAGCAGAAGUUUUAUUUAAAAUAAAGCUACUUAUUUGGUACUCCUGGGCAAUCCUCUUUUGAAGAACCACAGCAAUGAGUGGCUUUGGAGCCCUACUUCGAAGAAACCAGUUCAUCCUUCUGGUGCUCUUUCUUUUGCAAAUUCAGAGUCUAGGUCUGGAUAUGGAUAGUCGUCCUACCACUGAAGUCUGUGCCACACACACAAUUGCACCAGGACCCAAAGGAGAUGAUGGUGAAAAAGGAGAUCCAGGAGAGGAGGGGAAACAUGGAAAAGUGGGACGCAUGGGGCCGAAAGGAAUUAAGGGGGAGCUGGGUGAUGCAGGAGACCAGGGCAACAUUGGCAAGACUGGGCCCAUUGGCAAUAAGGGAGACAAAGGGGAAAAAGGUUUGCCUGGAAUACCAGGAGGAAAAGGCAAAGCAGGUACUGUCUGUGAUUGUGGAAGGUAUCGGAAAGUAGUUGGACAACUGGAUAUUAGUGUUGCUCGCCUCAAGACAUCUAUGAAGUUUGUCAAGAAUGUCAUAGCAGGGAUUAGGGAAACUGAGGAGAAAUUCUACUACAUCGUGCAAGAAGAGAAGAACUACAGGGAGUCCCUGACACACUGCCGGAUCCGGGGUGGGAUGCUGGCCAUGCCAAAGGAUGAAGCUGCCAACACACUCAUCGCUGACUAUGUCGCUAAGAGUGGCUUCUUCCGGGUGUUCAUUGGGGUGAAUGACCUGGAGAAGGAGGGACAGUAUGUGUUCACGGACAACACUCCACUGCAGAACUACAGCAACUGGAAGGAGGGAGAGCCCAGUGAUCCCUAUGGUCAUGAGGACUGUGUGGAAAUGCUGAGCUCAGGUAGAUGGAAUGACACGGAGUGCCAUCUUACCAUGUACUUUGUCUGUGAGUUUGUCAAGAAGAAAAAGUAACUCUGCUCCUGCCACCCAUUUGUUAUUUCUCUGUGUCUACCAUUGCAGUUAUUUUUAUACAUCUUUUUCUUUCUAAUUACACCAAAUUCAUUCUGAUUCAAGACAAGUAGAAAAUGCUAAACUGAGGUUUGGAAUCCCCAUUGCCAUGUUCUUCUUUGAACAUUUUCAUUUUGAACAUUUUCAUACAUGGCAUAUUGUUGAGCCAAUAGCUCACCAAGUUACAUGGAUCCUGAGAGAGAGUUUGAAUUACUAAUUGUGUGGAAUGUGGUUGUCUAUGUGUCAAAUGAAAUGUUCUCUUGGUAUUUGCUCUACUGCCUCUCCCUAGACCCCUAAACCACUGUCUAGUUAGCCCAGUGGAUAAUUGGACAGUUGGUUGGUGAAGAUUAGGCUAACUUGCCUUUGUUCAAGCCAGACAUAUGGGAAGGCCUUCUGUUAGGAAUGUAGAGAUGUUAUCUAACAUCUUUGAAGCCAAGAUCCUCUAUUCUUUGACUAUUCAGUUACAUUUCUAUAGCCAACUCAAAAGGGCCUCUUGUUUGCCAAGACAUAAAAAUACUUCAAUCCCAAACUUCUCUAUAUGAGAACCUUUUAGCCUGUGAGCUGUUCCGGACUGUAUAGAAUCACACAGAGAAUUUCCAUGUUUCUGAUUGACAGCCUUCUCUGAGGUCUACCAAGUAGUUACCUUGGUCUCUUUCUAUAGGACCACAGCUUAAUUCCUGAGCUCCAAGUUGUAAUUUUGAUUUGAGGAAAGGUGAACUUCAGACACUGAAGAGAGAGAGAGAGAGAGAGAGGAUUUUUUCCAAAAAUAUAAUCCUCCUAUUAAAUUGCCCCUUGCUACUAAUAUGACUACAUUUUUCCUUAUCUUAUAUAUAGCCAUAUCACCUUUUCUCCCCUUAGGCAUGGAAAUGAAGGAAGAAGUUUGUGAAGCCUUCAGAAAACUCUAGAAGCCUCAGGUGCUACCAAUGUUAAGUUGAUAAGUCUUCUCUUCUUUGCCUCUAAUAUAUCACUUAUGGUGACAUUUCAUGAGAGGCCUUUUACUUUCCAUAACUAAAUGCUGUAAAAACCUCGCCAGAGAUGCCCUUUGCAGUAUUCUGAAAUCAUAGGAAUGUGGCAGGUGGGGAGUUUGGAACAUGCCUAGGACUCACAUUUAUUGAGCUGGAAAAACUCUACUUUGAACUGCCAAUCAAAACUCAAAGCAGCUUUCCUUUCAAAUUUGAAAAUAAUAUAGCUCAACAAAACUCUAGAUUUUCCCCCUUAUAAACUGUUUCUCCAGUUAUAGUUUGUGACAUAUGAUUAGACUGUUUAAAAUGCUGGCAAAAUGGUUAAUGAAAUAAGAGAAACAGAUCAACAACAUAUGUUCACCUUAAACCAUCUGUCCAUGAUUUCACCCAUGACUAACUGGUUAUGAGAUAAGAUUUAAUUAGGUUAUUUCUGUCGGUUUAUCGAGAGUCACAAACUCAGGUCCUAUAGGGGCCAUACAAAAUGACAUAAAUAAAUCAAGUGAAAUGGGUGGGGAUCCUAGUACUGAACAUAGUUUAUUCUUCUAAAGAAACCAGCUCCGCUGCUCCCCUGCCUCUGUCACCACCAUGCUUGCUAUGGAGGAUGCAAUAUCACCAUAUGUUCUGAUAUUUCAAGAUAGUCAGACGGAACUUUAUGAUAUAUAUUCAUUUAAAAAUAUUGGCAACUAGUCAAUUUUUAGACCAAGUUUUAAGUCACACAAAACAGUCUGCUAGCCAAAAAAGGUGAACUUCUCAUUUCUCACCUCUGGGGAAAAGUUCUGAAGGUUCUAUCCAUGAAGAAGGUCAUUAGGAUACACUGACAUCAAAGUCAAGGUCUUCCAUUUACACUUCAAUCAAUUCAGCUCAAUUACAGGAAUUUGUUCAAUGUUUGCCAUUCAUCAGGUUAAUAAACUACGUAUUUAGGCUUUUGAAAAUGUGGCAUAUGAUAUUUUGAAGGCAAGGCAGUUUAAUAAAAACUACAAAGCAAGACACUAUAUCAAAGCCAAUAAUCUUGAAUGGAAUGCCAGCCAGUCAAGGGCAUGACAAACAAGAACUGAGGAAUGGCUGGAGGAAAAGAAAGAGAUAAGAGGAAAGCAGAGGGAAUACACAGCAAGCAUUGCUUAGAGGCAAGUGGCAGUGGGAUCCAUAUUCUGAUCUAUCCUAGGUGGCCAAAGUAUUCAUAUUUAUUGUGUGUACUCUAAGUACUAUUAUUAUUAUCCUCAUUUUAUUAAAACAUUUUUUUCAAUGACUCAUCUUCGCUGCCAAUGCUUCCAAGAGAUGACAGAGUGUCUAAGGCAUCACGCACUUAAUUAGAUUUAAUAUAAAACUUA
Canis lupus familiaris (dog) is the source of this 3393-nucleotide messenger RNA. RefSeq names its product collectin subfamily member 10 (gene COLEC10). The record is from RefSeq and is a predicted model, not a curated record. Lineage: Eukaryota; Metazoa; Chordata; Mammalia; Carnivora; Canidae. The transcript has 6 exons. Bases 234 to 1067 code for a protein of 277 amino acids.